AUGGCGCACAACUCAGGCUUAUUGAUUGUGUCAAACCUGGUGCAGAAACACAGACUGACUUCAUUGUUCCAGUUCGCCAAAACCCUCGUUCGUCAGAAGUUGUUUGUGACCGUACCGCAUGCCAGUGCCAGUUUAAACUAUUGGAAAACUGCUGUCUCUGUGUGUUACACGACUGCAUCUGAAGCCUGUCCGUUGCUGGAUGUGCGCCUUCUACUUCCCUUCCCAACCACCAAUCCGGAUCCUUUACAAUUCGAUGUAGUGCUCACUCAGUCUUCUGAUACUCAGUUUGCACGAACGUUGGCCACUCGGUUAAAUCCUUCGUACAAAAAUGGAAUUAUGUUGGCGGUUGAUGAAAGCAUGGCCGCAUCUGAUCCUGCAAACACGAACUCCAUGACUUCGGAUCUCCGCGUCAUCUCUGUGCAAGGCACGUAUUCCCAUGUCUGUCUUGGUGGUACAUUUGACCGUUUACACAACGGGCAUAAAAUCCUGUUGAGUGUCGGGGCUUUAUUGUCAUCGGAGCAGUUACUUGUGGGCAUUACCAGUUGUGCCAUGCUUGGACGCAAACAAUUAGCACCGCUGAUUCUUUCGUGGCAAAAACGCUCGGAUGAGGUUCAGUACUUCCUACGGGAAAUUGGACUGGCCAAAUCACGGUUCAAUGUGGUCGAGCUAACCGAUGCGUUUGGUCCACCUGCUGUUCAAUCGGAAUUUCAGUGCAUUGUAACAAGCGAUGAAGUUCUUGACACUUGUAUGCAACUGAAUAGGAUGCGCGCAGAGAAGGGAUUUCAACCGCUUGAUAUUGAACAGAUUGACUUCGUACCCAAUCCGCUGUAA
Molecule: messenger RNA, 831 nt
Organism: Echinostoma caproni
Lineage: Eukaryota; Metazoa; Platyhelminthes; Trematoda; Plagiorchiida; Echinostomatidae
Source: the annotation of a GenBank genome assembly